AUGUCGGAAGAUCUUGAAAGAACUGUCGCCGGCACACACAACGUCGCCAUCGACUCAGACGCCUUAACUCUCAAACAGGAAAUGCACCUUGCAGUCCAGUCGUACAAUCAAAAAUCCAAAGAGAGCAACCUACGUCUCCUCCGCGACUGCGUUAACGCUAUUUCCACUCUCAAUCUCACCGAGCAGGAAAAACUCAAUCGUAUAGCUCAAAUCCUCUUUAGAUCAGAGGACUGGGGUCAGAAUGAGGAUUUCAGCAACCAGCCAGAGAGCGCCCCGAAACAGGUUGGCGACUAUGGAUGGCCACCCGAGCGGCUAGAGCAAGUGUUAGGAUUGCCACAGCUACAGAGGAAUUGCUAUAGACUUCCCUAUAGCGAGAAGUUCUCAACUAUGCUGGUGGAAGAGAUGAUCAAGGUUGUGUUCAAGGGGCGGGAGGAGCACAAAGUGGUUGUGCCGCAAGAACUGAUCGCGUUCUUCGGUUUUGUAAGUGGAGUUCUCAGUCUUGAUUAUGAUCGGCGUGGACUUUGUCCUUUUGAAGCUCCAAUCAAGGAAGUUGUGUCUAAAGCGAGCCGAGAUCAUCUCGUCUGCGACGAUGGAUGUCUGUUCAACCUUGUGCAUGAAGAUGUGGAGCAAGAAACCCUGGUUCGAGAGCAGAUGCGCGAAAUACUUGAUGGGAGGAACAAAGCUCCUAAGGCUACCGUAAAAAACUUCAACGACACGUGGGCAGACCUCUUCGAGAUGGAUGUACUCUCACGCCUGGAUGUCUUGGGCGGCUUUCAAUUCGGCUGGUCCAUCGGAAUAUGUAAAUAUGAGCCAGUCGAGUGGUGGCAUAGCUACUACCUCUUUUGCCGUCACAAGGCGGACCAAGACAACGCUGACGACACCAAAAAGACCCAAGACGACAAAGACGAAGCAGAGUGGGCCUGGCGCGUGGUCAUUCAUCUCGAAAGCGAUUUCGACGACGGUAUAGUCCACCCAACCAGGAUCUUCGACUCCAUCUUCGAGUUCUUGAAUUGGUAUGGCGAUUGGUAUAAUCGUCUAGACCUGGAGGACUUCUUGGAGAAGUUGGUCGAAGAUUAUGAGUUUGGCGAAUAA
Messenger RNA from Aureobasidium melanogenum CBS 110374, 1092 nucleotides. RefSeq lists its product as uncharacterized. Bases 1 to 1092 code for a protein of 363 amino acids. NCBI's taxonomy places the organism in Eukaryota, Fungi, Ascomycota, Dothideomycetes, Dothideales, Saccotheciaceae. The record is from RefSeq and is a predicted model, not a curated record. The transcript has a single exon.